Hemiscyllium ocellatum (epaulette shark) is the source of this 801-nucleotide messenger RNA. Its product is annotated as probable G-protein coupled receptor 139. The coding region runs from base 1 to 801 and encodes 266 amino acids. The record is from RefSeq and is a predicted model, not a curated record. Gene Ontology annotation, cellular component: membrane. Lineage: Eukaryota; Metazoa; Chordata; Chondrichthyes; Orectolobiformes; Hemiscylliidae. Gene Ontology annotation, biological process: G protein-coupled receptor signaling pathway. The transcript has a single exon. Gene Ontology annotation, molecular function: G protein-coupled receptor activity.
AUGGCAAUAGCAGAUCUACUGGUCAUUAUCACAGAGGUCAUACUGAAUCAGAUCAACGCACAUUAUUUCCCAGUGUGUUUUUUGGACAUCACACCAAUCUGUAGUCUUCGCAAGGUCCUGCAACGUGGAGCCAUAGACUGUUCUGUAUGGUUUACAAUCAUUUUCUCUUUUGACAGAUUUGUAGCUAUUUGUUGCCAGACGUUGAAAACAAAAUAUUGCACUGAAAAAGCUGCAGCUGUGGUUCUUGCAACAACAAGCAUCGUGCUGCUAUUAAAAAACAUUCCAUUCUAUUUCACUCAGGAACCCGAAGAGAUCGUCAACAAUGUACCAUGGAGAUGCAUCGAUAAGGAAACAUUCUAUACCGAAGUUGGCUGGAUGGGAUUUGCUUGGUUUGAUAGGAUUAUGACACCAUUGGUUCCAUUUGCUUUAAUUCUGCUGUUCAAUGCUCUAACAAUCAGGCACAUUAUAACUGUCAGUCAGGUUCGUAAGGAACUGAGAUGUCAGAGCAAGAGACAGAAUGACAGUGAUUCAGAGAUGGAGAGUAGAAGAAAGUCUAUGAUUUUACUCUUUAGCAUAUCUGGCAGUUUCAUACUUCUAUGGCUGGUGAACGUUAUUGAAUUCUUUUAUUACCAAAUUUUAGGAAUUGAUCGCCUCCGUUACUAUGAUUCUGAAUAUAUAUUUCAACAAGCUGGAAUUAUGUUGAGAAAUUUAAGUUGCUGUACAAACACCUUCAUUUAUGCGGCAACUCAGUCCAAAUUCAGAGCGAAGUUCACCAAUGCAGUGAAAUAUUUGAUGUCAUAA